This is a messenger RNA of Leptinotarsa decemlineata (Colorado potato beetle), 1462 nucleotides long. RefSeq lists its product as uncharacterized. Gene Ontology annotation, molecular function: DNA-binding transcription factor activity, RNA polymerase II-specific; zinc ion binding. Gene Ontology annotation, biological process: regulation of transcription by RNA polymerase II. NCBI's taxonomy places the organism in Eukaryota, Metazoa, Arthropoda, Insecta, Coleoptera, Chrysomelidae. Gene Ontology annotation, cellular component: nucleus. The record is from RefSeq and is a predicted model, not a curated record.
UGACGUACUAACGUCGCAAAAACUAUAACCUAAAAAUUCAGUAAUCUAUUACCUCAUAACUGAAUCUGGUACGAAAAAGAGUCCAUUUCUAGUACUUAUAAUAAAUUUUAACCCAGGAACAUCACUGUUUACGACUUAACGAGAACAAUCAUAUAACGACUGUUAUGUAAUACCUAUAUGACUCACUCUAGUGAAAAUGACUACUGAACCAAUGCUCUUAUACCUUGGAAAAGUUGAUAGCUUUUGUACUGAUGAUAAUGUGGAUUCUUCUCCAAGUAUACCAUAUUUUGGCUAUGGUUUGUGGCGGUCGCCUGUUUUGGAGUCAACGAUUCGUCUUGAUUUAGAAAAAUUUGUUCUGCAUAGUAAUGAUAAGCCCAAUUCAGGGACAAUAAAUAGAGCAAUUUUAAAGGCAUUCGAUCAGUUCAAAUUACAGGAAAGAGUCAAAAUUCUUCAUUUAAUUGAUGUUUUUGAAAGAAAAGAUUUAGAUAUAUGGCCAAUGCCUUCUGGUUUACCAUGGUGUGAUAUGGGCUAUAAAACAAAAGAUGCAAUACGUGAAGAUCCUGAUGCCAUACGUAGGGUGAGAAAGUUUGCCCAUUUACUUAAGAACGGAGAGGUCAUUACCUUCCCUGACUGUAUAGCUCAUUUGCGUACUCAUACUUCUGAAGUAGGGCAAACAGAAACACGGGCAGUCUGGUAUUAUCCUGCUACUGUUACAUUUAUAGAGGCAAUAUUUGCUAUACCACUACUUGAGAGAUUUAAGAAUCUGCCAGAAGACUUGAAGCCUAUUGCUUAUGGAUUUGAAACAGCAACUGGUGGGAUACAGAAAUUACGUGAUAGAUUCAAAAAACCAGAUAUUUAUUACACGCAAAUAUAUUUUAAAAAUUUUGAUCAAACUGUGCCAGCCUGGUUGAUAAGUUCAUCAUUUUAUAUUUUGAUGAGUAAUAUAAACUUUUGUGAAUAUGAAAGUUAUGGAAUCCCAGAUGCUAGUAAGAUGCAUUCAUUAUAUAUGUUGAUUCAAAAAUAUUUUAUUGAAACAACAAUUCGGACUACUGAGGGAUUGCGAUUUCAGAAGUUUUCUGGUCUAGCAAGAGGCAGUUACUUUACUCAGUUGAUUGGUUCAGUCGUUAAUUUUAUCCUAAUCAACUGACUGUCAUUAGAGCAGUUUAGAGCAUUCCCAGUUGAUUCCAUAUUCUUAGGUGGAGAUUCACUAAUCUCGUCAUCAAAACCUUGGAAUCUGGAAUUUUGUGAAAAAUGUGUGAAAGACAUCGGUAUGGAGAUUGAUUUGGAGAGGAGCACGCAGAGUAAAAGUAUGGAUACUAUCAAGUUCCUCAAUUUUCAAUUUGGCGAUGGAUAGCUGAAUGAAAGUCACAAAUAACGACUGCAUUAUUCUUUACAAAAAAAUUAACAUAUUAAACCUUAUCACAGAUCUGAUCAUUUUUAUUAAAAUAUAAGGAAAAAGUAA